Molecule: messenger RNA, 7598 nt
Organism: Orcinus orca (killer whale)
Lineage: Eukaryota; Metazoa; Chordata; Mammalia; Artiodactyla; Delphinidae
Gene: DLG4
Product: discs large MAGUK scaffold protein 4
Exons: 20
Coding region: 454-2727 (757 amino acids)
Biological process (GO): AMPA glutamate receptor clustering; chemical synaptic transmission; postsynaptic neurotransmitter receptor diffusion trapping
Cellular component (GO): neuron projection; neuromuscular junction; postsynaptic density membrane
Molecular function (GO): kinase binding
Source: RefSeq, a predicted model, not a curated record
CCACGGCUCCCUCGGCCGCUGCCGCCUCCGACCCCCCCCACCCCACUCCCCCGCCACGGCCCCUAGCCCCUGGCCGUUAGGCAAGACCCCCCCCUACCCCGGGGCUCCCCGAAAUCCAGUUCCCCUCCCCCACCUCAGCUCAUGCCCCAGCCCCCGAACUCCGGGGCUGCCAGCCCCCGGUGCCCCCGCCCCUCCUGAGAAUCGGGGUGUGCUCCCUAAGCCCCCUCCCCUCCAUUGGGGACCCUUUUUUAGGGCCCCCUUCCCCUCCCUCCCACGCUCCCCUACCCUUCCCUUCUCCAACCCCCUCUUUCCCCUCUCACCCCUCCCCCCAUCCUGGCCCCCCCUGCAAAAGUGGGGUGCGGAGGGGGGAGGGGUGAGAACCCACGGAGGGGAGGAACGAAACUCCGAUGAAGUCAGAGCCCCUUACCCGCCGCCGCGGCCAGGCCCCCCAACAUGGACUGUCUCUGUAUAGUGACAACCAAGAAAUACCGCUACCAAGAUGAAGACACGCCCCCUCUGGAGCACAGCCCGGCCCACCUCCCCAACCAGGUAAACGCCCCCGAGCUGGUGCACGUGGCGGAGAGGAACUUGUCCCACCUCGAGGCCGUCCAAGGGGUCGUGGGCCACGCCCACUUCUCCCCCCUCAAGGCCAAUUCUCCCCCUGUGAUUGUCAACACAGAUACCCUAGAAGCCCCGGGAUAUGAGUUGCAGGUGAACGGGACAGAGGGGGAAAUGGAAUACGAGGAGAUCACACUGGAAAGGGGUAACUCAGGUCUGGGCUUCAGCAUCGCAGGUGGCACUGAUAACCCACACAUCGGUGACGACCCAUCCAUUUUCAUCACCAAGAUCAUUCCUGGUGGGGCUGCUGCCCAGGAUGGCCGUCUCAGGGUCAACGAUAGCAUCUUGUUUGUAAAUGAAGUGGACGUGCGGGAGGUGACCCACUCAGCCGCGGUGGAGGCCCUCAAAGAGGCAGGCUCCAUCGUCCGCCUCUACGUCAUGCGCCGGAAGCCCCCGGCUGAGAAGCUCAUGGAGAUCAAGCUCAUCAAGGGGCCUAAAGGUCUUGGCUUCAGCAUUGCUGGAGGUGUAGGGAACCAGCACAUCCCCGGAGAUAAUAGCAUCUAUGUAACCAAGAUUAUCGAAGGGGGUGCUGCCCACAAGGAUGGGAGGUUGCAGAUUGGAGACAAGAUCCUGGCGGUCAACAGUGUGGGGCUGGAGGACGUCAUGCAUGAGGAUGCCGUGGCAGCCCUGAAGAACACAUAUGAUGUUGUCUACCUAAAGGUGGCCAAGCCCAGCAAUGCCUACCUGAGUGACAGCUAUGCUCCCCCAGACAUCACAACCUCCUAUUCCCAGCACCUGGACAACGAGAUCAGUCAUAGCAGCUACCUGGGCACUGACUACCCCACAGCCAUGACCCCCACCUCCCCUCGGCGCUACUCCCCAGUGGCCAAGGACCUGCUCGGGGAGGAAGACAUCCCCCGAGAACCGAGGCGGAUCGUGAUCCACCGGGGAUCCACGGGCCUGGGCUUCAACAUCGUGGGUGGCGAGGACGGUGAAGGCAUCUUCAUCUCCUUCAUCCUGGCCGGGGGCCCUGCGGACCUCAGUGGGGAGCUGCGGAAGGGGGACCAGAUCCUCUCGGUCAAUGGUGUUGACCUCCGCAACGCCAGCCAUGAGCAGGCUGCCAUUGCCCUGAAGAACGCGGGUCAGACAGUCACGAUCAUCGCUCAGUAUAAACCGGAAGAGUACAGCCGGUUCGAGGCCAAGAUCCACGACCUUCGGGAACAGCUCAUGAACAGCAGCCUGGGCUCAGGGACUGCCUCCCUGCGAAGCAAUCCCAAAAGGGGUUUCUACAUCAGGGCCCUGUUUGACUACGACAAGACCAAGGACUGUGGCUUCCUGAGCCAGGCUCUGAGCUUCCGCUUUGGGGAUGUGCUGCAUGUCAUCGACGCCAGUGACGAGGAGUGGUGGCAGGCGCGGCGGGUCCACUCUGACAGCGAGACUGAUGACAUCGGCUUUAUCCCCAGCAAACGGCGGGUUGAGCGACGGGAGUGGUCAAGGUUAAAGGCCAAGGAUUGGGGCUCCAGCUCUGGAUCACAGGGUCGAGAAGACUCGGUCCUGAGCUACGAGACGGUGACACAGAUGGAAGUGCACUACGCUCGCCCCAUCAUCAUCCUCGGGCCCACCAAGGACCGUGCCAAUGAUGAUCUCCUCUCCGAGUUCCCCGACAAGUUUGGAUCCUGUGUUCCCCAUACGACACGGCCCAAGCGGGAGUAUGAGAUAGAUGGCCGGGAUUACCACUUCGUGUCAUCCCGGGAGAAAAUGGAGAAGGACAUCCAGGCGCACAAGUUCAUUGAGGCCGGCCAGUACAACAGCCACCUGUAUGGAACCAGCGUCCAGUCCGUGCGCGAGGUGGCCGAGCAGGGGAAGCACUGCAUCCUCGAUGUCUCGGCCAAUGCCGUGCGGCGGCUGCAGGCGGCCCACCUGCACCCUAUCGCCAUCUUCAUCCGCCCCCGCUCCCUGGAGAAUGUGCUAGAGAUUAAUAAGCGGAUCACAGAGGAGCAAGCCCGCAAAGCCUUCGACAGAGCCACCAAGCUGGAGCAGGAAUUCACAGAGUGCUUCUCAGCCAUCGUGGAGGGAGACAGCUUUGAGGAGAUCUACCACAAGGUGAAGCGCGUCAUCGAGGACCUCUCAGGCCCCUACAUCUGGGUCCCAGCCCGAGAGAGACUCUGAUUCCUGCCCUGGCUUGGCCUGGACUCGCCCCGCCUCCAUCGCCCAGGCCCUUGGUCUGGACUGAAUUGCCCACGCCCUUCGCACCUCCAGCCUCCCUCCCACCCCUUCUUAUUUAUUUCCUUUCUAACUGGAUCCAGCCCAUUGGAGGGGGGACACUCCUCUGCAUGUAUCCCCGCACCCCAGAACUGGACUCCUGAACCCCAGGAACCUGGGGUCUGGGGGGGAGCCCUGGGCUCCUGAUCCCGAGCCCUAGCUCCUUAGGACCCCUCGCCCCUGCCUGCCCCCAACGCACACACAGACCCACCAGGGGCCACCUGCCUUCCCCCAUCUUCUCCCACACACAUUGCGGAAGUCAGGGCCCCCGUCAAGGAGCACCCCGCUGCAGGGAUGCAGGGCUACAGGCCUCCGCGCUCUCCCGAGGCAGGGUCUGGGGUCAUCCCUGCCCCCAUCAUAACUCCCCCUGUCCCUUGAUUUCUCAUUUAUUUUUUUCCAUUUUUUUUCUUCUCAAAGGUGGUUUUUGGGGGGAUAAGUAGGGGGACUCCACUGUGAGCCCCCUGCUUUCUACAUGCCCCCCACCUUUUUUCUUUGCCGGUUUGCAUGAGUGGAAGGUCUAACUGUGGCUUUUUUUUUUUUUUUUUCUGGGAUUUUUUUUUGGGGGAAUGGGGAGGGAUGGGUCUAGGGAGCGGGAAUGUGGGGGGGGGGCAGGGUUGGGGGUAGGGUGUCUGGGAACCAGGGGAAGACUGGAAAUGCUGCCGCCUUCUGCAAUUUAUUUAUUUUUUCUUUUGAGAGAGUGAAAGGAAGAGACAGAUACUUGAAACCUGGUGUGUGGCCUGGUUAUUUGGGCGCCGGGUGAGGGGGGAGACCGGGUGGGAGCAUAGGGAUGGGUCUGGUAAGGUCAGAUCCUUCUUCCCCCCCCCCUGCACUCCCCACCCCACAGGAUAGAGUGGCCUGAAACGGGCCUUGUUGGAACCUGCAAAUCAAGGCUUCAGGGUCGUUAAUGAAGAAUGGGCCUGGGGGUGGGGUGGGGCGGGGCUGGAGCUCGGUCCAAGGUCACUGACAGACCCAGAAAGAGGACUUGCAAAUGUAGCCCAGCCCUGACCACUCCCCUGGGCUGUCUCAGUCCUGUCGGGCAGCACAAUGGUCUCUAAAGAAAAUAGAGAGGACACUUCAUUCAUGUUUGGAGCCGUGGACAGAGCUGGGCUCUGGCAGUGACCUUCAGAGAGGUUUGCUGAUAAGAAAUGCUGUGUGAAUAUUCAUUGGAUUUCUUUAUGUCUGCCCCAUCUCUAUAGGAAAUAUUUGAAGCAGUUUUGCAAAUAAUAAGGGUAGGAAAAUAGAAUGUGAUACCAAAGGUAAAAACAGGAGAAACAGAUGUAUUAGCUAUGAGGGUAAAUAUGAUUUCUGAGCUUCCUGGUAGACAGGGCAAAAAGGGAAAUGGUCCAUUACAUACAUACAUAUAUACAUAUACAUGUAUGUUGUGUAUGUUAUGAAGGAGAAAAACUUCUGGCUCUUUUAGGGAGUCAGGUUUUCCUGGGCUCUAAAUCCUAACUGAAGUUUCUCAGAUGCUGCUCUGUAGAUACUCGUUCUCAGCUUCCCGUCUGCCACUGUUCAUAUGCUUGACAGGCUCCCCUCACACCAGCCUCAACUGCAGCAUAGAUGAGCCAUUGCUGACACCAGCUGGGGGAUCCCACCUACCUCUUUCUAUCUCUCAUUCAGGGACCCCAGGGAGGAAGGCUGAGGUGGGGUGGUUAAGUCCUGAACUGUGCAAAAGGGCAAUUUUGUAGCCACCGCUGCCAGAUGUGAGAGUUGGAUGGAAAAGACCAACCCCCAGGGGCAGUGUUGGGGGGCAGCGUUGGGGGGUGCUGCCCUGGCCUGACCAGAUCCAAGGCUAGAGGUGGAGAUCCCCAGAGGUGUGGCCCUUAAGCAGGGGUCCUCUCUGGAGCGCCCUGCUGGUUUUUGAGCAGCACUCAAUCCAGCAGAGGCCAGUCCUGGGGGUGGGACUGGGGGGGUGUGUGUCUGCCUUUCAGGAAACGUCGCAGGUGAUUCUGAUGUCUUGCUGGAUGGAGAAGCACCGCCUUUUCCAAUAACCCUUCUUUUAGCUUGAUUCUGCGUAGGAGCAAAUGGUUUGAGGCUGUGCUCACAUUCUCUGCCAUUGGCUGAAGGGAGAAAGCUGUGAGCUGAGGAAGGCGUGUGCAGGUAACCCGUCUGCAUCUAGGGGGUUAAGGAGAGUUCACUGAGAAGGGGUAAAAUCCCCUAGUUGUGCAUGCGUUAUGUUUUAGGUUACAACACUAAUACACAUACCUUACAAAACUGCAAAUAAAUAUAGAAAUACGCGUGGUUAAAAAAAAGUUCCUUCCCAUCUCAUUCCACAUACUCCUCAGAGGGAAGCAUGUUAGCAGUUUGGGAUGUAUUCUUCCAAAUCUAUAAAGAGCUCUUUCCUGUCCCUUUAGGGAGACCACAUGUGCUUGAGUGGUAGGCGCGCUGGGUUCCCACACAGACUGGAGUUCAAAGCCUGAUCCUCUUUUUUUUUUUUUCCCGCUUUUAUUUAUUUUUAAAUUUAUUAUUUUUCAAAAGGCUGGCUCCUCUUCACCCCCCUCUGUUUUUUCCAACAAAUACUAAUUUGGAUCUUCCUUGGUGACAGUGUUUGAAAUGCUGGGAACACAGUGUCCCUGCCCUCGGGGAACUUGGGGGGCCUACCCAGUGGGGACAGAGAGUAGCAAGUAAAGGAAUGCAGGGAGUUUACGAUAAUGACGGUGCUAUUGAGGAAAGAAAGUGACCACUGGGUGUGUGUCCUUGCUAGUCUAGACAGGGCGGUCAGGGCGGCUUCUUCUUGGAGCGACGUUUGAGUUGAGACCUGAACUGUGAUGAAGCAUGGGGUGGGGGAGUGUGUCAGGUAGAGACAGGAUGCAAGGUAGGAAGAAGUUUGUAAUGUUGGUGGACAGAAAGAGGUCACAGAGUGGAGCAGGGUCAGGGGAGGGAGAGAAGUAGGAUAUGGGUCAGAGGAGUCAGCAAGGCCUGAGGCCUUCAGGCGGAUUUUAUAAAUACCAGGAGAAGUCCUGCGGGAGGGCUGUAAGAGGGCAGCGGCUGGCUGCCGUGGGUCCUGGUGAAGGAGGUAUGGUCGGGGGCAGUAGAGAGCCAGGGAGGAGGUGGUCGUAGGUCAAGAUGAGAGGCGUGGUGUCACUGUAACUGGCCAAAGGGCUUAACGCCUCUGACCCUGUUUCCCUGGCUGUUAAAUGGGAAUAGUAACUACUUUGUUGGAUUCUUGUGAGGAAUAAAGGGAAAAAACACGUAAAGCCAUUGUUACACUGCCUGGCACAUGUUAGAAUCUGGUAAUGGUUAUUGCUCUUGGCCUCUUGAUCUGUUCUCUGUUACUGGGUAAACUUGAAAGUUAAAUAAAACUUGGAAACCUUUGGAGUUUUACAAUUUUCUAAAAUUUUCACCCUCUAAAAGUAGGAAAGAGGAGAGAGGGUCCUGGGUCACAGGAUCCUGGCUGUCCCAGCACAAAAGACAGUGGGGUUGGGGAGGACAGAGCCAGGAUGGGGCGUGCCUAUGGGAGACGGGGCGUGCCUAUGGGAGACGGGGCGCUGCGGCCCCUCCACACAGGCGAGUUCUCGCCCAGCACCAGGGAGGGGAUGUUGAAGCCCCUGGGUCGGUUUAUCAGUUCACAUCUGAAACUUGUGUACAGUGGCUCCCCCGCUUCCUGCUCAGAGCCCCCUCUUUCUCUGCUGCUGCUUCUGGCGCUGAGCCCUCCAGCCCUACUGCAGCCCCCUAACCUCCCCUGUCUCAUCUCCACCCAAGCCCAAGUCAGCCUCGGCUAGAUUUGGGGAACCACUGGUCACCCUCUUUGGAAAGUCAGCACAGAGCCUUCUCUGUGCCCCUCUGCCCAUUUGUUGUCACCUCUUCUGCUGGGUCUGCUGGGCACACAACUCUGCAGCCCACAGGGUGCUGAGAGGCACGAGGUGGAAUCCCAACCCUCUGGGUCUGGGGCCCACUCCAAACACGAGGUCAAAAGCGCUCUGAGAGAGAAGUGUGAGCAGGUGUGGGCUCAGGACACAGGUCUCCUCCAUAGAAGGGGAGGGGGCUGUCUUAACUCAGACAACACCCCAGGGCCCCAGUUCUGCCCCGGGGAAGUUGCUCACCACCCUCUGGGAUUUGGGGAGAGACCUCCUCUGCUAUCCUGACCAGCCUUCCCCCUUUCCCCUUAUGCAGAGGCCCUGGAGGUAACUCAACUCUUGGCUGUGCUGCUAGUGAUAAUAAUAAGAAUAAAGAUAGGUAGCAUGCACAGAGCACUUGGUACGUGCCGGGUACUGUUCUAAGGGCUUUCCACUCAUCAUCUUAUUUAACCUUGACGUAACUCUGAGAUGGGCAUUAAACCCACUUCCUAGAUAAGGUGAACUCAGAUCUGGCUGAUAGCAGCCUUUAGGUUCUUUCUGCUUCUCUAGUUUUCUACCCCCUUAACAUCCUUCUUGGGGACCUCUGGCCGUCGGCAUCCUUCCUUCUCAGCGUCCCUCUCCCCACCAGCCCCUUCUCCGUCCCCCAACUGCCCAGGCCCCGCCUCCACCUGCCAGAAAAGCACUUCCCUCUUCCUGACUCACUCCGAUAGGAGGCCCAGACCCCUUUCUCCUUGACCGUCUUUAAUCUGGCACUUGGAGUCCCCAGAGCUGGCCCUGAAGGUCACCCCCACUUCCUGGGGCUCUUUCUUCUGCUUCCCCCACAGUGGGGGACUCCGUCCUGGUCUGCUUUCUUUCCACUGUGGUCUCAUCACGGGGCAGCACCCAAGACCCUGCCUUCAGUGUAACCAGAAGUCUCUGUGGUCUCCAGGAGCCUUGUGGACCCUGGUCAGGUGCACUGCUGCCCUUGCCCCCAUCCCCCCC